GAAGCGGGCUCUCCCGUCUCCGCCUCCGCCGCCUGUUCCGCCGCCGGCUCCGCCCCCGUUCCCGGGCUCGGGCGGGUGCUGCGGGAGGCGCUGGGAGAGGAGCGAGGGAUCCUGGGGCUGCUGAGGCGGCCCGGACAGCUUCAAGGGCCCCCUGAAGAGGCUCCUGUUCCACCGGCCAGUGCCCCCCUGAUCCAAGACAGCCUCCGAUUUCCCAUUCCCACACCUUGGCUGGAUGGAGAAGGAGGGUGCAAGGACAAGGAGGAUGCCACAGAACACCCAGGCAGAGAAAGAGCUGCAGAUGUAGGCCAGGGAGGACAAAUCCCUGUGGCAGAAUCUCAUGGAAGACGUCAUUUUGAGCAGCUCCACAGCACAGGAAUCGAAGGGGAAAGAAAAGCCCCGGAGAUCACGUGCAAGGAGGGGCUGCAAACGCAGAUCAUGGGGAUCUGAGGAGGAAAGACCAACCCUGGGCCGGGAAGGCGGCCAGGGAUCGAGCCAGAGCUUGGACUUGGUGGUCCAUGAGCAGCUUCAUGAUGGGGAGAAGCCCCACAAGUGUUUGGAGUGUGGGAAGAGCUUCAGCCGGAGCUCCAGCCUGAUUCAGCACCAGCGGACCCACACAGGGGAGCAGCCGUAUGAGUGUGGGGUAUGUGGGAAGAGCUUCAGAGUCAGCUCCAGCCUGAUCCGCCACCAGAUUAUCCACACUGGAGAACAACCCUAUGAGUGUGGGGAAUGUGGGAAGAGCUUCAGCCGGAGCUGUAGCCUCAUCCGUCACCAGGUGGUCCACACUGGGGAGAGACCCUAUGAGUGUGAUCAGUGCAGGAAGAGGUUUCAGCUCAGCUCUAGUCUCCUUGUGCACCAGCGCACACACACAGAGGAGAGGCCCUUCCGCUGCCCCGACUGCGGGAAGGGCUUCAGGCAGAACGCCCAUCUUGUCAGGCACCAGCGCAUCCACACUGGGGAGAGGCCUCACGAGUGUGGGGAGUGUGGGAUGAGCUUCAGCCGGAGCUCCCAUCUGAUCCGCCACCAGAGGACCCACACUGGGGAGCGGCCCUAUGAGUGUGGGGAAUGUGGGAAGAGCUUCAGACAGAGCACCAACCUGAUCCAGCACCAGAACAUUCACACUGGGAAGAGGCCCUACAAAUGUGGGGAAUGUGGGAAGGGCUUCAGCCAGCGUGCCAACCUGGUCCAGCACCAGAACAUCCACACUGGGGAGAGGCCCUACAAGUGUUCAGAAUGUGGGAAGGGGUUUCGGAUCAGCUCACAUCUCCUCAUACACCGUCGGACUCACACAGAGGAGAGGCCCUUCCACUGUCCCGACUGUGGGAAAGGAUUCAUGUACAAUUCCACCCUCAUCAACCACCAACGGAUUCACACAAAGGAGAGGCCCUUCCACUGCCCUGACUGUGGGAAGGGCUACAAGCACAAUUCCUCCCUGAUCACCCAUCGGUGCAUCCACACUGGGGAGAGGCCCUACGAGUGUCCACAGUGUGGGAAGAGCUUCUCACAGAGCUCAGCCUUGACCAAGCACCAACGGAGCCACCAGAGCUACAGCAACGAUCGGUGAAGUUUCGAAGGCUGGCAGUGAAAUGUCACUGUAAGAUCUUCCUCUACUUGGCUUUCGGCCCCUUCUUAAGAGCUCUGCCUUCGAGGGCAGGAACACCUUUUCCUCAGGGGGAACUGGAAUUCCAGACUCUUGGAGUGUGUGCCAUGCAGGACCAUACAGACUGGGAUCAUGCGGACUGGGAUCACAUGGACUGGGAUGGCUCCACCAGAACAAUGUGAACUGAGGCAGUCCCACCCUGCCGAGGGAUCCCUCCCAGUCCUGCACGGGAGCAUAGCCAAAACUCUCCAGAGUGAACACGGAGGUCCUGGAGGGAUCCCGGUGCCAAUCCCGUUCCCAGUUUUGGUCUCAGUCUCUGUCCAGGAGCACUCCCAGUGUCAGUUUCAGUCCCGGUCUUGGUCUCAGUCUCGGAGCGCUCCUGGAGCACUCCCCAGUGCUGAUUCCCGUCCUGGUGUUGAUCUCAAUUUCAACCAGCUGUGCUGGUCUCAGUUUGAGUCCCAGAGCGGUGCCAGUCUCGGUGCUGGUGCCGCUUCUGGUUUCAGUCUCCAUCUCAGUCUCGGUCUCUGAAUUGUCCUGGUUCUAGUGCUGGUACCUGUGCCAGUCUUGGUCCUGGAGUGCUCCCUGUGCCAGCCUCAGUCCCAGUCCCAGAGCACUGCCAGUCUCGGUGCUGAUUCCAGUGCCAGUCUUGGUCUCAGUCCCGCAGUGCUCCUGCCAGUCUCCAUCCUGGUCCCAGUCCCAGAGAGGUCCUGGUGCCAGUGCUGGUCCCAGUUCCAGUCCUAGUCCUGGUCUCGGAGCACUCCCGGUGCCAGUCCUGGUUCUGAAGCACUCCCGUAGCAAGUCCUGGUGUCAGUCUUGGUCUCAGUCUUUGUCCCAGUGCCAGUUCUGGUGCUGGUUUCAGUUUCGGUCCCAGUAAUUGUGCCUGUCCCAGAGUGGUGCUGGUCUUGGUUCUGGCAUCAGUUCUGGUCCCAGUCUUGGUCCCAGUCCCUGAGAUUUUAGGCCCAUUUGGGUGAUUUUAGGCCAAGCUGGGCAGGUUUAGGGUGGGUUUUAGAUCUCUCUGAGUGAUUUCAAGCAUUUUAGUGGGGAUUUUAGGUCCCUUUGGAUGACUUUAAACCCAUAUGGGUGGAUCUUAAGCCUUAAGAUCACAGUGUGGGUGAUUUUAGCCCCUUUUCUUGGUGAUUUUGGUUUCAGGAUUCAAACAGUGUUGUCUUUCCCCACAGCUGUUCCUUCAGCUGGAUUGGGAGGGCCUUUUGGCCUCUGGACCCACACUUUGGCUCCAUUAUUAGGACUGAUGGAUUCAAAUCCUUUAUCUCCAACAAGAGUGAUAUUUGUAGGUGCAUCUUUUUUCACAAUUGCUUUUAAAACUGCAAUGUCAAUAACUGUGCUACCCUGUCAUGGGGUUGAAUAAUCACACCUUAUUCAUUAUUGUUUAGUGACUUUAAUUACAUUAAUUACUUUAAUUCCUCCUUGAUAAUCUGCAUCAACUCCUCCCAUGACAUGAACACUUUUCAAAGCCAUGCUCCAGCGAGCAGUUAUCAAACCAAAGUGUCCUGGAGGAAUUGGAAUUCCUAUGUCAGUAUUGAUAAUUCUCAUUUGCUUUUGAUUUAUCCUAAUUAAUUAUAAUGCAUGAAGGUCCAGCCCUGCAGCCUCUAGGAGGGCCCUGUCCAGGGCCAUCAGACCAGAAUAAUUUCUCAGGAAGUUAAAGCAUCACUGUUCAUAGUUGUAUUUGCAAAUUGGGUGCAGCCAUGCACAUCCAGGGGGUUUCCAUUUCCCAGGGGGCCCUUUGUACCCUUGGUAAAGUUAUAAAGUACAUCUGUGAGAUGCGUUCUCCAUGGGGGCAGAUUCCCAUCUCCUCCUUUUUUCAACUGCUCUUUGAAUAAACCUUUUACCCAUUCAAUCAAUCCAGCAGAUUGUGGAUAGUCUGGUGUCUGAAAAACACAGCAGUCUUAAUCACUGUAUUUUUCACAGUAACAGACAAAGCAUUCCAUGUCACAGCAUCAGCAAACGCCAUAAAAAUAGCCAAUUUCAUCCGUUCCUCCUUUAUUUGUAUACAAAUAUAUUGUUGUAUACAAUCUCACAAAGUUUACCAUUGACAUUCAGG
Camarhynchus parvulus is the source of this 3656-nucleotide messenger RNA. Its product is annotated as zinc finger protein 551-like. Gene Ontology annotation, cellular component: nucleus. The transcript is spliced from 5 exons. The record is from RefSeq and is a predicted model, not a curated record. The coding region runs from base 338 to 1561 and encodes 407 amino acids. Gene Ontology annotation, biological process: regulation of transcription by RNA polymerase II; central nervous system development. Lineage: Eukaryota; Metazoa; Chordata; Aves; Passeriformes; Thraupidae. Gene Ontology annotation, molecular function: DNA-binding transcription factor activity, RNA polymerase II-specific; RNA polymerase II cis-regulatory region sequence-specific DNA binding.